Messenger RNA from Raphanus sativus (radish), 861 nucleotides. RefSeq lists its product as uncharacterized. The transcript is spliced from 3 exons. The record is from RefSeq and is a predicted model, not a curated record. Bases 1 to 861 code for a protein of 286 amino acids. NCBI's taxonomy places the organism in Eukaryota, Viridiplantae, Streptophyta, Magnoliopsida, Brassicales, Brassicaceae.
AUGGAGAAGAGGGUUAAGGAAAUUGAAAAUUGUCAAUUUCAUUUAAAAAAGAGGGCUAGGAAGCAGAAGGCGAUGGAAGAGAGGCUUGAUGACAUUGAGAAAGAAAUGAAGAAGCAUGAGAGAGAGAAGGAGAACAAUGAUGGUUUCGACUACCAAACCAUGAAAUUUGACUGGAAUGGGGGGCGUUAUGACAGCAAUGGAGUGGACGCAACAAUCCAAAAACCUGAAGAUGCUGAUAUUGUUGAAAAUAUAGAGGUGGUAGAAGAACUAGAAGGUCAGAGAGGUCAAGCUGAAGUUCAAGUUGAAGAGAUUCAGAAAGAAGAUAAAAGUUCUGAAGAAGAGAAAGAACCGGAGCCUGAAACAGAAGCUGAAGAAGACAAAGAAGGUGAAGCCGUGACUCAUGAAGAGAAAGAACCGGAGUCUGAAGCAGAAGCUGAAGAAGACAAAGAAAGUGAAGCUGUGACUCAUGAAAAGAAAGAACCUGAGCCUGAAGCAGAAGCUGAAGAAGACAAAGAACAAGAAGAUAAGGAGGCUGAGAAAGAAAAAUUAUCUGAGAAAGAACCAGAUGAGGUUCAAGAAGAGGAUGAAGAGGCUGAUAAAUACACAGAGAAAGAGAAACAACAACGGUGGAGUCUUUCACUUUGCAAGAGCAAUGAUGGAACUUCUGCCGUAGAUGAGCCAACUGAAGAAGCUCUUGUUGUAGAUGAGGGAGCUCCUGCUGUUGAUGAGACGGAUGAGGAAGCUCCUGUUGUAGAUGAGGGAGCUCCUACUGUUGAUGAGACGGAUGAGGGAGCUCCUACUGUGGAUAAGGGAACUGAGGGAGCUGAGGGAGCUCCUGAUCGUAUUAGGGGAGAAGCAUAG